AUGGCUACUGCAAUGGUAGGAACGCUUACUGCAUUUGACAGUCAGACCCAGACUUGGGAGGAAUACGUCGAAGUGUUGGGACAUUUUUUUGUGGCGAAUGGGAUCACAGAUGAGGGAAAGAAGCGGGCGAUAUUGUUAAGCUCUGUUGGCAGUCGGACGUACAGUUUAAUGAGGAACUUAUUGAGCCCACACAAGCCUGGCGAAAAGUCAUAUAAGGAUUUGACGGAUCUGCUUCAGUCACAUUAUAACCCGAAGCCCAGCGAAAUAGUCCAAAGAUUUAAAUUCAAUUCGAGGACUAGGGCGACAACUGAAACCGUGACUGAGUAUGUGGCAGUGCUACGUGAGCUAGCUCAACAUUGCAACUAUGGUGAUAAGUUGAUGGAGAUGUUACGCGACCGGCUCGUGUGUGGCGUUGCAGAUGAUCGCAUGCAGAGGAGAUUGUUGGCGGAGCCUGAGCUCACAUUUGAGAAGGCCUUGAAAGUUGCACUGGCCAUGGAAACGGCGAAUAGAGAUGUGCGUGAUCUGCAACUGAAAACACUGGAGGGCACCGUGAGUAAAUCAGCACCCCAACUGCUAGUGCAUAAUGUGGAGUCACACUAUAAAGGACAAGGAAAAGCAACACCGUUCACGUGUUACAGGUGUGGGGGUGAACACAUGGCGAAAGACUGUCGAUUUAUCAAUGAAAAGUGCCAUGCCUGUGGUAAAAAAGGACAUGUAAAGAGGGUAUGCAAAUCCUCGCCACCUGCAGGCCAGCAGCUUAAGGGUGGAGGGAAGCACAAGCAGUUUGAAAAAAGUUUCAGGAAUGAUAAAAAGCAGUCUGCGCAUCACAUUAGCGAAUCCCCGGAAAGUGUCACCAGUGAUGAAGAGGUGUUUACGAUUUACAAGCUAACAGAGCCAAAAAUAACAAAAGUAGACCCCAUGGUUGCACAGCUUAACAUCAAUAAGAACAUUGUUGAAUUUGAGGUGGAUACUGGCUGUAGUGUGACGAUUUUAUCAAAGACAGAAUAUGCUAAGUUACGAACAGCAGGGGGCACACAACAGUUGCAGGACUGCUCAAUGACUUUGAAAACCUAUACGGGUGAAAAAGUACCAACACUGGGGGCGGCAGAUGUUACUGUAAGGUACAAGGGCCAAGUCAAACAGCUGCCAGUAGUGGUCGUAGCAGGCCCAGGACCAAACCUGUUAGGCAGGGCAUGGAUAAAGGCGCUGGGAAUGAACUGUGUUCUUAUAAACAAGAUGGAGCAGCAAGAGCUGACAUUGCAAUGUGUGCUUCAGCAGAAGGAAGAGGUUUUCAAGGAGGAACUGGGAACCUGGAGAGGUCCGCCAGCGAAAAUCUACGUCAAAGAGGGCGUGGCUCCAAAGUUCUAUAAACCCAGGCCAGUACCCUAUGCUAUGAGGAAGAGGGUGGAGAUAGAGUUAGAGAGACUCUCAAACCAGGGAAUUAUCGAGCCAGUGAAAUUCUCAGAGUGGGCAGCACCGAUCGUGCCAGUGUUAAAACCUGAUAAUUCGGUGCGCAUUUGUGGAGACUACAAGCUCACUGUCAACCAGGUGUCCAAACUCGAGCAGUAUCCAAUACCAAAAUUGGAGGACUUGUUUGAGAAGUUGUCAGGUGGCGAAAAGUUCAGUAAACUGGACCUGAGCCAUGCGUAUCAGCAGGUGAUACUUGAUGAGGCAUCCAAGCCAUAUGUCACUAUUAAUACGCAUAAAGGUCUGUUUCAGGUGAAUCGUCUUCCAUUUGGGGUCUCCUCCAGUCCAGCCAUUUUUCAACGAAUGAUGGAGAGUCUGGUGGCUGGUAUCCCGAACGUAGCUGUGUAUUUGGACGAUAUUCUGCUGACUGGCCAGAGUGACCAAGACCACUUGGCAACGCUGAAUGAGGUGUUAACACGGCUGCAGGAAGCUGGUCUUCGUCUAAAGCGCAGCAAAUGUGCGUUCAUGGAACAGGAAGCCGAGUUCCUUGGACACAAGGUGGAUGCCAAUGGACUUCAUCCUUUGCCACACAAGGUCAGGGCAAUACAAGAUGCACCAGCACCGUCUAAUGUCACAGAACUUCGGGCCUACCUAGGACUGCUCAACUACUACAACAGGUUCCUGCCAAACCUGUCGACAUUGUUAUCGCCUUUGCAUGAACUGUUAAGGAAGGAAACCGCAUGGAAAUGGGAGGCAGGACAAGAGAGAGCUUUUGAGGAGUCCAAGCGACUCAUGCAGUCGUCUGAUGUGUUAGUGCAUUAUGACAGCCAAAAAGACCUGAUCCUGUCUUGCGAUGCAUCUCCUUAUGGAGUGGGUGUGGUGUUGUCGCAUCGCAUGCCAAAUGGACAAGAGAGACCGAUCAGCUUUAUGUCUAGGACACUAACAUCUGCUGAAUCAAACUACUCACAACUGGACAAAGAAGGUCUGGCGGUGAUAUUUGGCAUUCAGCGGUUCCAUAAAUAUUUAUAUGGAAGAAAGUUCGUAAUUUGCACUGACCACAAACCUUUACUGUCUCUUUUCAAUGAGAUGAAGGCAGUGCCUCAAAUGGCCUCCCCUCGUAUACAGCGGUGGGCAGUAACUCUGAGAGCGUAUGAGUACGAGAUUGUUUACAAGCCAGGAAAACACCACAGCAAUGCAGAUGCGUUGAGUCGACUCCCUCUGCCUCAACAGUCUGUAAAGAGAGAGCAAGAGGACCGAGUGCUGAUGAUGGAGAAUGUGACCCUCGUCUCGGCAGCAGAAAUGAGUAGAUGGACAAGCAGAGACCCUGUGUUGUCCAGGGUGACACAGUUCAUCCACCAUGGUUGGCCGCCACAAGACCGAGACCCAGCUUUCCAACCAUAUGCUGUUAGGCAAACCGAGUUAAGUGUGCAAGAUGGAUGUGUCCUGUGGGGCUCACGUGUAGUGGUGCCGCCGCCGGGAAGGGACACUUUGUUACAGCAACUACAUCAUGGUCACAUCGGCAUCACUAGAAUGAAAGCUUUAGCGCGAAGCUACUUCUGGUGGCCAAAGUUGGAUGCCGACAUUGAAGCUGUUGUUAAAAGAUGUGUCGCAUGCCAAGAACACCGUAACUCACCAGCUCCCGCACCACUCCAUCCCUGGGAGUGGCCGAGCAAACCAUGGCAAAGGUUACACAUUGACUAUGCAGGACCUUUUAUGGGACACAUGUUUUUGAUUGUGAUGGACGCUCAUUCCAAAUGGAUGGAUGUUUAUCCUGUAACGACCUCAACCUCAGCCAGCACGAUUGAAUGUCUAAGAAAGAGUUUUAGUAAUCAAGGACUACCAGAGACAGUUGUGUCCGAUAAUGGCUCGUGUUUUGUGAGUGCGGAGUUCAGAGAAUUCAUGCAGAAAAAUGGAAUCGAACACAUCACUUCAGCUCCUUAUCAUGCUUCCUCCAAUGGUUGUGCUGAGCGCGCAGUCCAGACAUUCAAGUCAAUGAUGAAGAAGGCAGGUGAGGGAAGCCUGACCACUAAAGUGUCAAGAGUGCUGUUUAGCUACCGCAUCACACCACAGUCCACCACUGGGCUGUCACCGGCGGAGAUGUUGCAAGGGAGAAAAUUAAGAUCAACGUUAGACCUUAUCCAUCCGGACCGCAGAAUGAGAGUGGAACGGAAACAGAACAUUCAAAAGAAACAUCAUGACAAGCAAGUGGCAGGGAGACAAUUCCAGGAGGGAGAUGCAGUGAUCACAAGGAAUUUUAGUCAUGGACCUAAGUGGAUUCCCGGGUUCAUUACCAAGAUAACUGGUCCUGUCUCCUACAAGGUCAUGCUUGGUGAUGGCAGCAUUGUGCGCAGGCACGUCGACCAGAUUUUGGCCAGGGUGGAGGACAAGGACUGGGAACCAAAGAUCAUGGACACCCCGGGGCCGGCUGAAUCUCCAGCAGCAGCUAUGGCGGCUUCAAAGAGUUCCAUUCCUGAGGGAAACUGUGGUGUUCCAGAAGCAAGCACUCAAGAUGUGGCUGAACCGACUUCAGAAAAUGCCGAACCAUCAGUUAGGGACAUUCAACCUCCAGGAUAUUACAAUGCGGCUCUCCUGGGCGACUCAAUCCAGUUGGCAACUUUGCACUCCGAAAGAAAGUCCUCCACGAACAUCUCAUCACCAUACGGACUGUGCCUGCUGCUGCUUCUGCUGUUGCCACUGCUGUACCCGACGCUGCUACCACUGACUCCGGUGGGUGGCCCUGGGGAGGGUCAACUGGUCUACCUCCGGGAUUUUAAUGUGAGGGGUCGACAUAAAAUUCAGGACCUGUGGAGCCCAGUGGUGUAUCAGGUCGUAAAACCCCCCCCUGACGGGAGAGGGGUGUACACGAUUGCACCAACUGGCUUAUUGGCAGAGGAGAUUCUUGUUGCAGGGGAAGAUGAGGUAGAUGGUGACUUGGCCCUCUUGGUCCCUGCGUCUGCCCAACACCCCCAAGAAGGACCUGCACCUAUGGCCGUCUGCUCUCUUCCAGUUCCUGAGCAUACCCUCGGCCCUGUUGCACCUCCUGUCCCACUAGAAUUGUGCCUGCCAAGCACGAGCAUGCCAGUGAUGCCAUUAGCUCCCCCAUCGGAAAACCUGCCUGGAGCUGAGGGCCUAACGUGGGGAGGGCAGCUGUUCCUCUGA
Messenger RNA from Sardina pilchardus (European sardine), 4566 nucleotides. RefSeq lists its product as uncharacterized. Lineage: Eukaryota; Metazoa; Chordata; Actinopteri; Clupeiformes; Clupeidae. The coding region runs from base 1 to 4566 and encodes 1521 amino acids. The transcript has 5 exons. Gene Ontology annotation, biological process: DNA integration. Gene Ontology annotation, molecular function: nucleic acid binding; zinc ion binding. The record is from RefSeq and is a predicted model, not a curated record.